Brettanomyces nanus is the source of this 669-nucleotide messenger RNA. RefSeq lists its product as uncharacterized. Gene Ontology annotation, cellular component: mitochondrion. Bases 1 to 669 code for a protein of 222 amino acids. Lineage: Eukaryota; Fungi; Ascomycota; Pichiomycetes; Pichiales; Pichiaceae. Gene Ontology annotation, molecular function: glycine transmembrane transporter activity. The record is from RefSeq and is a predicted model, not a curated record. The transcript has a single exon. Gene Ontology annotation, biological process: glycine import into mitochondrion.
AUGAGGACACAGAUGGCUAUCUCAAGACUGCAUAAGCACCCGGAACUUAUCGAUGGGAAGGAUGAAGCUAACCUGUCUUCAAAACUACCAAAACUUCCGGUGGGGGAUAACUUAAUAGCAGGUAUGAUUUCACGAGCUGCUGUGGGGUUUAUUACCAUGCCCAUCACCGUUUUGAAGGUUAGAUUUGAAUCUGAUCUAUACCACUAUACUUCUCUCACAAAUGCAGCAGUUUCCAUGUACAAAAAGGAGGGUAUCCAAGCAUUUUUCUCUGGAUUUGGCGCAACUUGUUUGAGGGAUGCUCCCUAUGCUGGCCUUUAUAUGGCCUUCUAUGAAAAAAAUAAGGCAGUUCUUCCAAGGUUGAUGAGAUCCAAGGAUCAUGAUGACGAGCUCUCUCCUCACUUGAUGUCAGCCUCUAAAUCCGCAUUAAUUAAUUCACUGUCUGCUGUUCUCGCUGCCUUCUUUGCCACAGCUAUUACUGGUCCAUUUGAUACAAUCAAGACGAAUAUGCAAUUGGAUCCUCACAAAUAUAGAACUUUCCGACAGACAGCGGGAAGCCUUGCUCGGGAAAACUGGAGGCGUUUGUUUGAUGGACUCAGCCUUCGUCUUUUAAGGAAAGCAGGUAGUGCGGGUAUCGCCUGGUGUAUUUAUGAGGAGAUCGUUAGAUUAUAA